Messenger RNA from Onthophagus taurus, 1977 nucleotides. RefSeq names its product hexosaminidase D. Gene Ontology annotation, biological process: carbohydrate metabolic process. The record is from RefSeq and is a predicted model, not a curated record. Gene Ontology annotation, molecular function: hexosaminidase activity. NCBI's taxonomy places the organism in Eukaryota, Metazoa, Arthropoda, Insecta, Coleoptera, Scarabaeidae.
UUCGAAAUUCAUAAAAAGUAGGAAAUGUUUACAAACAAAUCGAUAAAUGUGCUUUUUACUUUUUACAUUUGACAGCGACGACAACAAAAGCGAACAAAAGUGAGGUUAAGCGUCAUGGACACUUUGACAUUUGGUACUCACAGAUUGAUCCAUUUGGAUUUUAAAGGGGCCCCGCCGAAACCGAGUUAUCUCGAGAAGUUUUUUCCUUUAAUAAAAGAUAUCGGAGCAACGGGGAUUCUUUUAGAAUGGGAGGAUACGUUUCCGUACACGAAAGAAUUGCUUCAAAUUGGGGGUUUGUCGAACAGUGCCCAAGCAAGUGGAGCACCGUACACAAUAGAAGAAGCAAGGCAUAUACUUGAAUUAGCUGCUGAUUGUGGGUUAGAAAUAAUACCCUUAGUACAAACAUUUGGUCAUAUGGAAUUUGUAUUAAAAUAUGAACAAUGGAGGGGAUUACGCGAAGUUGAAGCUUAUCCAAGUUCCAUGUGUCCAAGUAAUAGUGGUACAAUGUCGCUUGUACGGAGUCUAAUUAAACAAAUUGUCUCUUUCCACCCAAACAUCCAAUACCUUCAUAUUGGGGCUGAUGAAGUUUGGCACAUGGGGUUGUGCCAGGCUUGCUCAAAACGAGUACAAUCAAAUAAAUAUGGAAAAGCUGCUCUUUAUUUAGAUCAUGUAACCGAAGUUGCUCAAUACAUCAAAGAAAAUUACCCAAAUUUGCGAGUUAUCAUUUGGGAUGAUAUGCUAAGAACAAUUGAUGAGAACAUUCUUCAAGAAUACUACAUUGGAAAUUUGGUUGAACCAAUGAUUUGGCAUUAUAAUAGUAGGGAUACUUUUCAAUUAGGAGGACAAUUAUGGGAAAAGUAUGGGAAUGUUUUUACAAAUGUUUGGGCUGCAACUGCUUUUAAAGGGGCUACAAGCAGUUGUCAAAUUCUUCCUGUCCAUAAAUUCCAUGUUAGUAAUCAUGAGGCGUGGUUAUCUGAGUUAGGGAUGCAUGUGGGGAAGGUUUUGAAUUUUAGAGGGAUUGUUUUAACAGGGUGGUCAAGGUAUGAUCAUUAUGCUACGUUAUGCGAAAUUUUACCUUGCGCUAUUCCAACGUUGUUUUUGUGCAUGAAAACUUGGUUAUCUGGAGGAUAUUCUCAGGAUGUUUAUACAUCAAUCAGUAAAGUAUUGGGUUAUACAGAAACGGUGCUCCAUAUGGAACCUCCCAUAAGACCGAUUCCCAUUCCUUCGCAAUUAUCGUUUCCUGGAUGGCAAAUUUUAGUUGGUUUUGAGUGGUUUGCCAAUAUUAAGUCGAAGUAUCGAAGCUUAAUUGAUAGCGAUCAGAUAAACACUUGGUUUAAUCAAUGGCAGGUGUUAAAUAACUACACAAAUCCAAUGCAAAUUGAAAGUAUUUUACCCGUACUAGCUAAUCUCCACGUUGAGAUUUCCUCCCUCGAAAAUUAUUUGAAAUCGAAUUUGGAGCAAUACUUUUAUCCGUACACGAUAGAGGAAUUAAUUGGGACGUUGAUCUUGCCUAUAAAGCAGCACGUAAGACAAUUAUCGUGCGAGUGCGAAUCGCAAUUAUCGUUUGGGUGCCGCGUUCGAGGACAAAAAAGUCUCAAUUUAUGAAAAUCUUUUAACUACUUUUCUACUAGACUUUGUGAUAUUUCUCGAUAUAAUUUUAAUAAUGUAAGUAUUCUCAUGUACCUAUUAUAGAUAUUACGAUAAGAACUUAAUCAAAAAAAAAAAAAGAAUAAUAAGGAAAUGGAGUAAGUAAACUUGCACAAAUAAAGUAUUAAUAUAAAAACGUUUUAUUUUCCUUGCCUUUUUCCUCAAUAAAUUGUGAUAAUUUUAACAUUCUCUUAGUUGACCGAGAGAACAUAACCUAGAAAUUGUGACAGAGAGAUUUUUUGUUGGUGAAAAUCUUAUCUUAAACCGUUUUGUUUGCUUCAAAAAGUAUCAAUUAUUAUAGUUCAGCUCCUAAAGCACAUUUUUCAUCCA